CGAGGAGACUGAGGAAGACAAACAUCCUCCUUUGCUCUGUCUCUCUUCAAUAUGGCGCCUGCAUUAUGUGCCAUUUGCAAGGUUUCUCGAGCCUUGAUAAUCCGGCCGAAGAACCACCAGAAACUCUGCAAAGCUUGCUUCAUCGCUGUCUUUGAGGCCGAAAUCCACCAUACCAUCACCUCCACCUCCCUCUUCUCGCCCGGCGACCGAAUAGCAAUCGGCGCAUCCGGGGGGAAGGACUCGACCGUGCUCGCAUCGGUCCUCAAAACCCUCAACGAGCGCUACAACUACGGUUUAGAUCUGGUACUGCUUAGCAUCGACGAAGGAAUCAAGGGCUACAGGGACGACUCCCUGGAGACCGUGAAGCGGAACGCAGUUCAAUAUGACAUGCCGCUGAAGAUCGUGGGCUAUGCCGAGCUCUACGGCUGGACCAUGGACCAAGUGGUCGAGACGAUCGGCAAGAAGGGGAACUGCACGUACUGCGGGGUCUUCCGGCGGCAGGCGCUGGACCGGGGCGCCAAGAUGCUGGGGAUCAAGCACGUAGUAACGGGACAUAAUGCAGACGACGUCGCGGAAACGAUCCUGAUGAAUCUCCUGCGCGGAGAUCUGCCCCGGCUGGCACGGAGCACGAGCAUCGUGACAGGCGACGAGACGAGCGAGGUCCGGCGCAGCAAGCCGCUGAAAUACGCAUACGAGAAGGAGAUCGUCCUGUACGCCCACCAUAAGAAGCUGGACUACUUCAGCACCGAAUGCAUCUACAGCCCUGAGGCAUUCCGGGGCAGUGCCAGGAGCCUGAUCAAGAACCUGGAGCGGGUGCGGCCGAGCGCGAUCUUGGACGUGGUGCGGAGCGGGGAGGAUAUGGCAAGGCUGGUGCCGGAAGAAGUCACGGGGGUCAGCCAUUGCAAGAGCCAGAAGACCUCACUGUCAAGUGCUGAUGGUGAGGACCAGGGCGCUGGCGGCUGCGGCACGAAUGGUCGCAAUAGCGGUGGGGAGAUGGCGGAGAUGGAAAAGAAGCUGCAGCAAGACGAGGAAGCCGCGGGGCGUGAGAUCGACAUCUCAGCCCUCUCCAACAAUGCAAACGGUCAGCGCCACGAUAGAAUAGAGACGAAGCCCGAGCCACGGAAGGCAGCGAAGAAGGACGUCGGUCGCAAGCUGGUCCGGCAGACCCUCGGCACGUGCCGGCGCUGCGGGUAUAUGUCGAGCCAGGAGAUCUGCAAAGCGUGCAUGCUGCUCGAGGGCCUGAAUAAGAAUAGGCCGAAUAUGCAGAUUGAGGUUGAUGGGGAGGAGGAGAGCUCCUCGUUGCGUAAGGGGAUGGGAGAGAUGGCUCUCGCAGCCGGAUAGUGCAGUCAAUAUCUGAAGCAAACAAUCAAAGAUACAACCAGCUUGCGAUUAGUUUCGUUCGCACAUCCAUU
Molecule: messenger RNA, 1412 nt
Organism: Amorphotheca resinae ATCC 22711
Lineage: Eukaryota; Fungi; Ascomycota; Leotiomycetes; Helotiales; Amorphothecaceae
Exons: 1
Coding region: 52-1341 (429 amino acids)
Biological process (GO): tRNA wobble position uridine thiolation
Cellular component (GO): cytosolic tRNA wobble base thiouridylase complex; mitochondrion
Molecular function (GO): tRNA binding
Source: RefSeq, a predicted model, not a curated record